CCGUGUCACUAGUCAUGGGGAAUUCUCGAAAAUAGUACGGUUAUAGUCGAGAAAAUAGUGGGUUAUAGUCGCGAAAAAAUAGUACGAAUAAGUCGCGAAUAGUGCUUUUAGUGAUAGUGUUGUGCAAGAUAAAGUAGGAUUGGCAAAAUUUUUCAUUUGUAAGUGUUAAACUUAUAUGCCAUGAAAUAAAUAAAAUAUGAGACAAUAUUAUUGCUGUGUCUAAAGUGGUGCCAUCGAAUAUCAAUUUAAACAGUCGGACGGUGAUCAAGGAAAUUGUUCAAGGUUAUAUAAAAAAUGCUCCGUGUACUUUUCGUCUGUCUGUUCGUAACGAAAUGUCUGUCCCAAACGUGCGACAUGGACAACGCUGUGGACAUUUCCAGUGGGAUAAAACUUCCCGACGGUGGGAUAGACUUCGACAAUGUGAAAUUCAAAAAGACUGAAUAUUUUGUAGUGGAUAACAAGGAGAGGGCUUGUAUAUGCGACAAAAAAGUCUGCGUGCUGAAGUGUUGUCCGUUUGGCUACGCGUACGGGUUGGAUUCGAAGAGCUGUGUAAAAAAUAAUGGGACUUUUCGUCCGCCGAUACGCGACGAGUAUUUGAAGCCGAAGGAUGAUUACAACCUUCACUACCGGUUCGGGAAACCGAACUGUUCUGAGUUGGAAUACCGGAUUCUACUGACUUCGGUUUACGAGAAAUUUCACUUGAGGCCGGAUGGCAAGCUGUACAUCGAGAUACCGUCCCACAUCCCACCGUGGGAGUUGCGGACACCGGACAAAUACUGCAUAGACACCGUGGUGUCCCAAGACGAGAAUGGCGAGAGGACACUCAAGUUGGACGCGCUCACGUGCUUCGCGAGCGAGGACCGGGAAUUUUAUGUAGUGGGGCCAGCAUGCAUGAUAAUCUCCUGUGUGUUCAUCCUGGCCACUGUUGCGGUAUACGCCUGGUUGCCGGAGCUCCGUAACCUGCACGGCAGGGUGCUGAUGGCUUACCUCCUCUGCCUCCUGGUCGGGUUCUCCAGCCUCAGCACUAUGCAGAUCCUGCUGACUGUUGACAACAUCAGCUCCGUCUGCUGCAUAGCUUUGACAAUCAUCAUCUACUUCUCUCUUCUGGCCGCUUUCUUCUGGCUCAACGUCAUGAGCUUCGACAUCUGGUGGACGUUCAGCGGCAACCGUGGGAUGACAACGGAGAAGAUGUCGAUCCGACGAAAAUUCAGCGUCUACACCAUCUACGCUUUCAGCAUGCCAACGAUAUUGACGAUCCUGCUGAUAUCUCUGGAGUUCUCAGGACUCCCACCCAACCCCUUCCUACCGUUACUGAGACAUCAAGGAUGCUUUCUGUAUGGGAAAAGCAGAUUGCUGUACCUAUAUCUUCCGAUGGUAAUACUUUGUGUUGCCAAUAUGAUAUUUUUCAUUUUGACUGCGAAGAAGAUAACAGAAAUCAAGAAAGAGACUUCUGUACUCAAAUCUAAAGAAAGUGCGACAACCGUGAACCAAAGUAAAGAAAAACAAAGACUGCUGCUAUACGUGAAAUUGUUUGUUAUUAUGGGCAUCAACUGGCUGUUAGAGGUCUUCAGUGCUUUGUAUCCUGACGCUGUAUACAUCUGGCACAUCACUGACGCCUACAACGUUCUCAUUGGCCUUAACAUCUUCAUCAUAUUUGUUUGCAAGAAAAAGAUAUUCUACUUGCUAAAAAAAAGAUACAAGCAGAUGCGAGAUGGCGCAAACAUAUCCCGGAGUCAGACUGUCUGCUCCAGGACUCUGUCCACAACCCGAGACGAAAUAGCGCUGAAGACCAAGACGGAGUCUGUCCAGGACAAAAGCGCUUAAGAAGACCAAAUCUAUUUAGCAGGCUUAGCAUGACCACAAAAGAACGGAAAAAGGAUGGAAACAAUGUAAAAUAAGGACAAAAUUACAGAUUUCCUUUGUCAAUCUGCCAUUCUAGUCUAUUCUAAUGCGGCACGUUGGACCAUGUUGGACCAAUAGGGUCACGAAACUGUAGGGUGGGCUGUGUGAUGACUGAUGACCAAUUAGCCAUGCUAAGCUUGCAGGACAAAAGUACCUAGGUAAAGACCGAGAGCAAGAUAGGUAUAGUGCCAUACGUUUUUUUAUUUUGUUCUUGAAUUCUUGAUCCAAAUAAUAGUAAGGGAACUUCUUGCUCCAACUGAUCGUGUUUUAAGAGUACAUAAUAUUAUUUUGUUCAUUAAUCUUAUGAUUUACUAAAAACAAUAGAAAGCUAGGUAAGUUAAGUGUUCGUUGUAUAUGCUUGAAAACUACCAUUUAGUUUUGUAUAGGUACGUACACACGUUUUCACAAAAUCAAAUGCUUAGAAAUAUCUAGAAAAAAAAAACAGGUCAAAAACGUUGAGGCCAUGACAAAUAAUAAUGUCACUCAGCUUCUUUGCUUUACUAAGAAUAACAGAUGCUUCGAUUUGCCUGGCGCCAACCACUCGACCUCGUGUGCCAUACCAAAUUUCCACUACAGAUAAGGUUUAGGCGUGGAUAGACAGGCAGAUAGACAUACUUUUACAAUUAUAAUAAUAUUAGUAUGGAUAGUGGAUACUAGUUGGAAGUGGUCGGCUCACCAGUUGGAAGUGGUUAGCUUGGCCAACCAUCGAGGCAAUGUUGGAUUGGUUGCUCCAUCGGCCCCAAUUUUAAAACUUACUCUUGUCACAGAAUAUAUAAUAGUACUGCUCUUGUGAGACAGCUGUGCAGUGAACCCGAGUAUUUUACCUUGCCGUAGAUUCUUUUCGAUAAUAUAGUUUUCAAAGUUUUUUUUUCUCUAAAUACACACAAUUGAUUUUGUAUUACGUAACGUACUUGUGAUGAAUCUUUUUAUGAAUUAACUAAACUAGUAUUGCGGUAAACUAUAAUUCUAUGUACGCUUGUUCUAUACUACCUAUAUUUUAUCUCUAUUAGGACUAAGCUUAAGUAGGUACUUAAAUGUAUUGGCAACUAAUGUUUGGGCAAACAAGUAUAAUUAAGAAUUUAUAAAUAAAAAUAAUGACAGAAUAGAAACUUUAUACAAUGAUUUGUCUUUUUCCAUCAAAGGCUUUUUCCAAUGUGACAGGACAAAUGAUUGCAUAAAUUAUGAUAGUUAAAAUAUUUUAUUUCAAAAGUCUGGAUUUAUAUGUAUGCGUCCCCGCUAAUGAGCGGUUUGGCCGUUACAAAAUGAGAUCACAAGCAAUUG
Molecule: messenger RNA, 3183 nt
Organism: Aricia agestis (brown argus)
Lineage: Eukaryota; Metazoa; Arthropoda; Insecta; Lepidoptera; Lycaenidae
Product: G-protein coupled receptor Mth2-like
Exons: 9
Coding region: 295-1824 (509 amino acids)
Biological process (GO): cell surface receptor signaling pathway
Cellular component (GO): membrane
Molecular function (GO): G protein-coupled receptor activity
Source: RefSeq, a predicted model, not a curated record